Molecule: messenger RNA, 1772 nt
Organism: Panicum virgatum (switchgrass)
Lineage: Eukaryota; Viridiplantae; Streptophyta; Magnoliopsida; Poales; Poaceae
Product: GDSL esterase/lipase At5g55050-like
Exons: 3
Coding region: 162-1295 (377 amino acids)
Molecular function (GO): hydrolase activity, acting on ester bonds
Source: RefSeq, a predicted model, not a curated record
GAGCAUCAGGCAUCUAAUCUCUUCCCUAAAAAAGGGAAAGAAAAGUAUGCAAGCAAUGGCAGCUAGCAUCGGAGCUUAUUAACACCGGCUUAUAUAUUAUUGUCCUAAAAAAAGAAGCGGACUAGGAGUAGCUAGCUGCAAAGCAGCUCGAUCAGCAAACGAUGGGGGCUCGUCGGCGUCUCCUGCUGCGCCUUCUUCGCCUUGUGGUAUGUGUGCAGGCGGCGGCGCUCGUCGGCACCAUCGCCGCCGCCGCCCGGCCGCCGGCGAUGUAUGUGUUCGGGUCCUCGAUACUGGACGUCGGCAACAACAACCACCUGCCGGGGGCGGCCGUCGGCAGGGCCAACAUGCCGUACAACGGCAUCGACUUCCCGGGGUCCAUCCCCACCGGGAGGUUCAGCAACGGCUACAACAUCGCCGACUACGUCGCAAAGAACAUGGGAUUCGCGUGUAGCCCUCCCGCCUACCUGUCGCUGGCCUCCUCCGGCGACCUGACCACCACCGCGCUCAGCAGUGGCAUCAGCUACGCUUCCGGAGGAGCAGGGAUCCUCGACUCCACCAACGCCGGAAACACGAUCCCGCUGUCGAAGCAGGUGGAGUACUUCGGCGCCACCAAGGCAAAGAUGGUCGCCGCGGUGGGCCUCCGUGCGGCGAGCGCCCAGCUCUCCAGGUCCAUCUUCCUCGUAGGCAUCGGCAACAACGACAUGUUCGUCUCCGCGAUGGCGGCGCGGGCGCAGAACAGGUCGGCUGCGGACCGAACGAAUGCCGCCGCGCUCUACGUCAACCUCAUCGCCAACUACUCCGCCACCGUUGAGGAGCUCUACUCGAUGGGCGCCAGGAAGUUCGCCUUGGUCAACGUCGGGCUAUUGGGGUGCACGCCGGCGGCGCGGGUGCUCGGCCCGGCGGGCCCCGCCUGCUGGGAGGACCUCAACCGCCUCGCCGCCGGCUUCAACGGCGCCCUCCGGCCCCGGCUCGCCGGCCUCGCCCCGAGGCUCCCCGGCCUCGUCUACUCCCUCGCCGACUCCUUCGGCUUCACGCGGGACGUCCUGGCCGACCCGCGGGCGUCGGGGUACGCCGACGACGUCGCCGGCGCGUGCUGCGGGAGCGGUCGGCUGGCCGCGGAGGCGGCGUGCUCCCCCAACGCCACCACGCUCUGCGCCGACCGCGACCGGCUUGUCUACUGGGACGUCGUGCACCUGACCCAGCGGACCGCUUCUCUCGUCGCCCGGGCAUUCUACGAUGGGCCGGCCAAAUACACCACACCCAUCAACUUCAUGCAACUGGCCCGAUCCAGUUAGGCAAAAAUAGUCAUUUUAAUCUCUCAACUGUCAAUUUUUAAAUUGAUCAAUAUAAUCCCUCAACUUUCACUUUAGGGUCAUACCUGUCCUUACGCUAAUAUUAUAAUCUAUAAUAACAUAAAAUAAAUGCAAAAAAUCUUCCCUUCUUAAAUUUCGCUCUUCAUGAGCCCGCAAUACAAUGCAUGUAUGAAUAAAUAAAUUUCUAUGCUCCAAAAUUAAUACUUGUGAUGUUCAACUCCUAAACGCAUUGAUGCUCAUACCACUACACUGAUUUGCUUGAAUUUUCUAAAUAUUUUUAAGUAAUAAUAAACUGUUGAAGAAUUUAGAAGGGACAAGAGUAAAGAUGACUUUUUCCAUAAAUUUAAUGUUAUUAUGGAGUAUAAUAUAGCACAAGGGUGAGUUUGACCAGAAAAUAAAAAUUGAGGGACUAUGUUGACCUAUCUGAAACAAAAGGAUGAACUUAACCCUCAAAUAAAA